Manis pentadactyla (Chinese pangolin) is the source of this 1162-nucleotide messenger RNA. RefSeq names its product growth differentiation factor 1 (gene GDF1). The coding region runs from base 1 to 1110 and encodes 369 amino acids. Gene Ontology annotation, molecular function: growth factor activity; cytokine activity. The record is from RefSeq and is a predicted model, not a curated record. NCBI's taxonomy places the organism in Eukaryota, Metazoa, Chordata, Mammalia, Pholidota, Manidae. Gene Ontology annotation, cellular component: extracellular region. Gene Ontology annotation, biological process: SMAD protein signal transduction; BMP signaling pathway. The transcript is spliced from 2 exons.
AUGCCAACGCCGCGCUACCGUCCCGGCCGCCGCGCCCUUCUCCUCCUCCUGGCUCUGCUGCUGCCCUCGUUGCCCCCGGCCCGAGCCCCCGAUUCCCCGGGCCCCGCCGCCGCCCUGUUGCAGGCUCUCGGGCUAAGCGACGCUCCCCGGGGAGCCCCCACGCCCCGGCCCGUACCCCCAGUCAUGUGGCGCCUGUUCCGCCGCCGGGACCCCCAGGAGGCCAGGGCAGGCCCGCGGCGGACGCCCCUGGGGGCCACCCUGCGACCAUGCCACGUGGAGGAGCUGGGGGUCGCCGGGAACAUUGUGCGCCACAUCCCCGACCGCGGUGCGGCUGCCCGGCCCCCGGAGCCCGCCUCGGCCACGGGGCAGUGCCCCGAGUGGAUCGUUGAAUUCGACAUGUCGGCCGUGGACCCCGUCGAGCGCUGGAGCAGCGCCCGCCUGGAGCUGCGCUUCGCGGCAGUGGCGGCAACAGUGGGGCCAGCGGGAGGCUGGGAACUGGGCGUGGCACGCGUGGGCGCGGGUCCCCGGUCGGAGCUGCUCCGCCAGGCGGUGCCGGCCCUGGGGAGGCCGGUGCGCGCCGAGCUGCUGGGCGCCACGUGGGCUCGCAACGCUUCGGCGCCGCGCAGCCUCCGCCUGGCGCUGGCGCUGCGCUCCCGGACACCCGCUGCCUGCGCGGGGCUGGCCGAGGCUUCGCUGCUGCUGGUGACCCUCGACCCGCGCCUUUGCCACCCCCUCGGCCGGCCACGGCGCGAGGCCGAGCCUGCGAGGGGCGGCGGCCCUGGGGGUGCGUGUCGCGCGCGGCGUCUCUACGUGAGUUUCCGCGAGGUGGGCUGGCACCGCUGGGUCAUCGCGCCACGUGGUUUCCUGGCCAACUACUGCCAGGGCCAGUGCACGCUGCCCGCCGCGCUGUCUGGACCCGACGGGCCGCCCGCACUCAACCACGCUGUGCUGCGCGCCCUCAUGCACGCAGCCGCCCCAAGCGCCGCCGGCCUGCCCUGCUGCGUACCCGCGCGCCUGUCGCCCAUCUCCGUGCUCUUUUUCGACAACAGCGACAAUGUGGUCCUGCGGCACUAUGAGGACAUGGUGGUGGAUGAAUGUGGCUGCCGCUGAAGACGGGCAGGGAGGGGAGACUGAGGCUACAGUAAAAACUGCAUGGUCCUCC